CUCUCAUUCCCCUCUUGCCAGGGCUCUGUCCCCAAGGCAGGAUAUUAGGCCUUAGAGUGGUCAUGGCUGAGGACACUCUGUCUCUCUGGCUAUCCUGGCACUGAUUUCCACCCCGAAUGGGUGUUACCUUCCUCUUGGCCAAUUUCUCUUCCACCGAUAUAAGCUCCAACUGGAGGCUGGUGGGCAGUCAUGCAUUUUAUGGCAGGCCCUGCAGGUAGCCGGAGUAUGGGGGCCCUGGGCCUCCACAGCAACCCCCAAGCCCUAUACAUGGUCCUUUUAAUAGCGCUGGUCAUGAUGAGCUUGGUGUUUGGUAAUUUUGAUCCUGAACCCCCUCAUCCAGUUCAGCUCCCCAAAUACCUGCGCUGCUAUCGAUGCCUCUUGGAGACCAAGGAGUUGGGAUGCCUUCUGGGAUCAGACAUCUGCCUCGCCCCGCCUGGCAGCAGCUGCAUGACUCUCCUCAUAAAGAACAACAGUGGUUCUGACAUCAUGGUGAGUGACUGCCGCCGCAAGGAACAGAUGAGUGAUUGUUCAUAUACCCGCUCUUCUCCAGUGUUUGGCUUCUGGAUAUUUUCUCGAUGCUGCUUCCGGGAGUUCUGCAAUAACCCCCAGAACAGAGUCUUCUAUAUUCCUUAG
This is a messenger RNA of Mirounga angustirostris (Northern elephant seal), 633 nucleotides long. It is a transcript of the gene LY6G5C, whose product is annotated as lymphocyte antigen 6 family member G5C. The transcript is spliced from 3 exons. NCBI's taxonomy places the organism in Eukaryota, Metazoa, Chordata, Mammalia, Carnivora, Phocidae. Gene Ontology annotation, cellular component: external side of plasma membrane. The record is from RefSeq and is a predicted model, not a curated record. Bases 190 to 633 code for a protein of 147 amino acids.